AUGCCACUGCCCUGCAAAGUGUUAAGUGUGCCUGAAAGUACACCUUUCACAGCUGUCUUGAAGUUUGCUGCAGAAGAAUUCAAAGUUCCUGCAGCAACAAGUGCCAUUAUAACAAAUGAUGGAAUAGGAAUAAACCCUGCACAGACAGCAGGAAAUGUAUUUCUAAAGCAUGGUUCAGAUCUACGGAUUAUUCCCAGAGAUCGAGUUGGGAGCUCUUAACGUCUACUGAAAGCUUUGGAAUAAGUGACAUUGCCAUGCAGCAAAGGUCUAUUUAUUUUGGAACUCCAAAAUGCAACUAAUGAAUUGGCCUUUUUUAAAGCUAGCAAAAAUAACUUCCCAGGAUUUUUUUUUUUUAAAAACAAAGAUAAGGUUUCAUUUUCUUGUUAAAACAUAUUAACUCAUGCACUGAUUCUUCCUUGACUAGUAGAAGAAUGGGCUGAUUCCAUGUUAUGUUCCUGAAAGAAAGAUGGAUUUCUCUAUAAGUGUUACUGACACCACAAGGGUAAACACACAGCCAUGAUCAGUAGAUAUUUAAAUUAUUGGAUAUUGUUGAACCUACUUUGUGGAAGGGGGAACUGUGUUAUGAUUUUGCUACAAAGAAACUGUUCCUACUGAGUGCUAAAACUUUUUUCUUUUUUUUUUUCUAAAUUUGCUUCCAUGUUUAGAGGAACAGUUUUCACAUAGUUCAAGUAUUAAGCUCAAAUAGAAGGGAAAUUUCAGGGGUUUAUUACUCAAAUAAGUAAAUAACUGCCAAAUGUUCCAAAGUAAUUGUAAGAUUUAAUUUGCUGCAAAUAUUUUAGAUAAAGGAGGAAACAGAGGUUUCUAUGUGUUAAAACUUCAUUUGGCAUAUUGUGAAGUUAAAUUCUCUGAAACUGCAUUUAAUUUAUGAGACCUAAUCUCCUCGCGUGAAGUGCCAUCAGCUGAGAAGGACUGCAGCGUAGUUUGGGAAUGUGUAGGUACUGGUCAAAUAUGUCAUUCCUUUUUCAGUAAACUAAUACUGGUUCUUUCUAAAUGUCUUGUUUUGUUAUUACGUGUUACAUGGGAAACAGCGUAGAAUUCACUUAAAUGUUUGCGUUCAGAUUAUAUUCUUCUUGUUUAUAAAUUGCCAGGGGUAAACUAUCAGUUGUGUAUUUUAAUUAGAGAAAUUGCUGCUUUUCUUGAACUGGUAGUCUGCUUUGUGAUUUAAUAUAUCUGGCAAAAUCUUACCCUGUUGCAUUUUUUUCUGUCCUACUGAGUUUAACAGAAAGAACAAUGGGCAAUGUAGUGCUUGGUUAAAUGAAUAUUGUCACAGAUACAACUGUCCUGUGCAAUAAUCAUGCUCUAGAAAGAUGUUCAGAUAAUGUGUCAGUGCAGAAGUACAAAAUGCCCUUCUGAGUGGGUGUAAAUUGAGUAUAUAGAGGAAAACUCUUCUGAAAGUGAUACUUGACUAUAAACAUUUUCCAACUCUAAGAUGAAUUGUAAAAUUCUGGAUUUUCCUUUAUUUUAAUAAACAAUUAUAUGAAAAA
Pygoscelis adeliae (Adelie penguin) is the source of this 1505-nucleotide messenger RNA. It is a transcript of the gene UFM1, whose product is annotated as ubiquitin-fold modifier 1. Gene Ontology annotation, biological process: protein K69-linked ufmylation. The transcript has 6 exons. The record is from RefSeq and is a predicted model, not a curated record. Bases 1 to 219 code for a protein of 72 amino acids. Gene Ontology annotation, cellular component: nucleus; cytoplasm. NCBI's taxonomy places the organism in Eukaryota, Metazoa, Chordata, Aves, Sphenisciformes, Spheniscidae.